AUGGAUAUCAUGUCCGAUUCACCGUUCGCUCCCCAGAAAAAGCCAAAACCGAUAAUCCAGAGUCUGGUAUCCGCAGGCCGACAAAGCCUGGUUAUUGACCCGGACACAACAGUUGAAGGUGCCUUUGACUCUGCCUUACAGGGCAUCACCAACAUCUGCCAGCCCACAGUCCAAGGGACUACGAAUUCCUUAGCCGCCACUCUGAAGCAAACCCAAUAUCAAGCUCGUUGUCAUCACUUCGUCUAUAGUGGCAAAUAUGCCAUUUAUCCCUAUCCGUCCGUCACCGUUACUCCUGCCUCGCGGGUCCCGGUAUCCGGGCCCCCUAGUGAUAUGACCGAUGUUAUGGAGGCUUAUAUUAUGGCCAAUGUGGCUGAAGUCCAUGAGACAGAUGCCUUCGUCGGACACAUCGUACUCAUUUCUCCAUUACGCAUGCGCUUCCAGGCUAUGUUUUGGGUCCAUGGGGAAUAUGUGCAUAUUGACGAUGUCGCUCAGGUCCAUCUCAAGGUCCUGCUUCUGGACCUGACUGAGGAGACACCGAAGGUGUUUGGUGUCUGCCCCAAUGUCAGUUAUGAUACGGAGUUUGAUUACGUCCAGAAGGCAUUCCCUUAA
Molecule: messenger RNA, 609 nt
Organism: Aspergillus tanneri
Lineage: Eukaryota; Fungi; Ascomycota; Eurotiomycetes; Eurotiales; Aspergillaceae
Exons: 3
Coding region: 1-609 (202 amino acids)
Source: RefSeq, a predicted model, not a curated record